AUGCUUAAACUUUACACCCGGAGCCAGCGAGUGUGGACCCGUUCCUGUGCUAGAAAAACCCACAAUUCUGCCAUCCGCAAGUUUUUGAAGGAAAAUGAGGGGAUUGCUGGCUCAACUGUUUACCAAGGGACCUUAUAUGAACACACAGUAGCCAGAGAACUGGCUGAGAAAUUGGCCAUGAAAGAUCUUAAAAUCUGUGGAGGGUCGUACGACGCUGGAAUUGAUAUCCGUGGGACUUGGCCAUUGGACACUAUUUACCAUGCAAACAAAAAAGGUUCUACCAGUGCGGAUACCGUUGCCAAAAAAAUGAGCGUAUGUGGAGCCCAAUUCAAACCGAUUAUACAUAAACUGGAGACCCAAAAAACGACUUUCAAGCCCUUGAACGUGCUUGUUCAGUGCAAAGCGUUUAGCAGUGCCAAGAUAACAGGCAAAGAAGUUCGAGAAACAAUGGGUGCCUUUUCCUCUGCGGUCCCCGGCAGCAAGAGAAACCAGUACAUGCUAGUGCUGGGAUCACCCAAUUUUUUGACGCGGGACGGGCUGAAUGUCAUGAACGGUUUGGCGAUCCCGUUGAUCUACGUUAGAGUCGACAUGUUGAAGCGACACCAGGGCUGGUAUGAUGUGGAAAAUUCCGGCAAGCUACAAAACUAUUAUGAAAACGAAUACGCUGCGGGGCUCUUGCAGGGCUGUGGCAUUUCCCAUUGGCUCAAGUUUCGACAAUACAAUCGGACUUCUUGA
Molecule: messenger RNA, 735 nt
Organism: Lachancea sp. 'fantastica'
Lineage: Eukaryota; Fungi; Ascomycota; Saccharomycetes; Saccharomycetales; Saccharomycetaceae
Source: the annotation of a GenBank genome assembly